Messenger RNA from Microcebus murinus (gray mouse lemur), 6557 nucleotides. Lineage: Eukaryota; Metazoa; Chordata; Mammalia; Primates; Cheirogaleidae. The record is from RefSeq and is a predicted model, not a curated record.
CCCAUGACCCCCCUCGACCUCACCCUGCCUUCACCAUCCAAAUAAUGCUCUGCCUCCCCUCUUCCAGGUGAACUAUGACCACUUUACUCUUCGUUUUUGUGACUCUGAGGGUCAUCACUGCAGCCACCUCAGUAGAACUGUCAGACCAUGACAACUCGCUGAGUGUGAGCAUCCCCCAGCCGUCCCCGAUGAAGGUCCUCCUGGGGACGUCCCUCACCAUCCCCUGCUAUUUCAUCGACCCCAUGCACCCUGUGACCACCGCCCCCUCCACCGCCCCGCUCACCCCGAGAAUCAAGUGGAGCCGCGUUUCCAAGGAGAAGGAGGUGGUCCUGCUGGUGGCCACCGGAGGGCGCGUGCGGGUCAACAGCGCCUACCAAGACAAGGUCUCCCUGCCCAACUACCCCGCCAUCCCCAGCGACGCCACCUUGGAAAUCCAGAGCCUGCGCUCCAAUGACUCGGGGACCUAUCGCUGCGAGGUGAUGCACGGCAUCGAGGACAGUGAGGCCACCCUGGAGGUCGUGGUGAAAGGCAUCGUGUUCCACUACAGAGCCAUCUCCACUCGCUACACCCUGGACUUCGACAGGGCGCAGCGGGCCUGCCUGCAGAACAGCGCCAUCAUCGCCACGCCCGAGCAGCUGCAGGCCGCCUACGAGGACGGCUUCCACCAGUGCGACGCCGGCUGGCUGGCCGACCAGACUGUCAGGUACCCCAUCCACACGCCCCGGGAAGGCUGCUAUGGAGACAAGGAUGAGUUUCCCGGCGUGAGGACCUACGGCGUGCGGGACACCAACGAGACCUAUGACGUGUACUGCUUCGCAGAGGAGAUGGAGGGCGAGGUCUUUUAUGCAACGUCCCCGGAGAAGUUCACCUUCCAGGAGGCAGCCAACGAGUGCCGGCGGCUGGGCGCCCGGCUGGCCACCACGGGCCAGCUCUACCUGGCCUGGCAGGGCGGCAUGGACAUGUGCAGCGCCGGCUGGCUGGCCGACCGCAGCGUGCGCUACCCCAUCUCCAAGGCCCGGCCCAACUGCGGGGGCAACCUCCUGGGCGUGCGCACCGUCUACCUGCACGCCAACCAGACGGGCUACCCCGACCCCUCGUCCCGAUACGACGCCAUCUGCUACACAGGUGAAGACUUUGUGGACAUCCCAGAAAACUUCUUCGGGGCCGGGGGAGAGGAAGAGAUCACCAUCCAGACGGUGACCUGGCCUGACGUGGAGCUGCCACUGCCCCAGAACGUCACGGAGGGGGAAGCCCGAGGCAACGUGAUCCUCACCGUGAGGCCCAUCUUCGGCGUCUCCCCCACCGGCCUGGAGCCCGAGGAGCCGUUUACAUUUGCCCCGGACACAGGGGCCACCGCCUUCCCUGAGGUCGAGGAGAACAGGACUGGGGAGGCCACCGGGCCCUGGGGCGUUCCCGAGGAAUCCACUCCUGGCCUGGGCUCUGUCACGGCCUUCACCAGCGAGGACCUGGUGGUGCAGGUGACCAUCGCCCCAGGUGCGGCUGAGGUCCCUGGGCAGCCACGCUUGCCAGGGGGGGUCGUGUUCCACUACCGCCCCGGACCCAGCCGCUACUCGCUGACCUUCCAGGAGGCGCAGCAGGCCUGCCUGCGCACCGGGGCGGCCAUCGCGUCCCCGGAGCAGCUGCAGGCGGCCUACGAGGCGGGCUACGAGCAGUGUGACGCCGGCUGGCUGCGGGACCAGAGCGUCCGAUACCCCAUCGUGAGCCCACGGACCCCAUGUGUGGGUGACAAGGACAGCAGCCCGGGGGUCAGGACCUACGGCGUGCGCCCGUCAUCGGAGACCUAUGACGUCUACUGCUACGUGGACCAACUCGAGGGGGAGGUGUUCUUCGCCACGCGCCCGGAGCAGUUCACCUUCCGGGAGGCACUGGAGUUCUGCGAGUCCCAGAACGCCACGCUGGCCUCCACGGGCCAGCUCCACGCCGCCUGGAGCCGCGGCCUGGACAAGUGCUACGCCGGCUGGCUGGCCGACGGCAGCCUCCGCUACCCCAUCGUCACCGCCCGGGCCGCCUGCGGCGGGGACAAGCCCGGCGUGAGAACCGUCUACCUCCACCCCAACCAGACGGGCCUCCCGGACCCGCUGUCCCGGCACCACGCCUUCUGCUUCCGAGGUGUCUCAGCAGUGCCCUCUCCAGGACAAGAGGAGGGUGGCAUGCCCACGUCACCCACUGAUGUGGAGGACCGGAUCGCUACCCAAGUGGUGCCUGGUGUGGCUGCUGUCCCCUUGGGGGAGGAGACAACGGCUAUUACCGCAGUCCCAGACUUCACCAUUGAGCCAGAAAACCAGACGGAAUGGGAGCCAGCCUACACCCCGGCGGGCACGUCCCUACUGCCAGGGCCCCCUCCUACGUGGUCUCCCACUGGUGCAACAACGGAGGAAAGCACGGAAGGCCCUUCUGCCACUGCAGCGCCCUCUGCCUCAGAGGAGCCGUCCCCGUCGUCACAAGAGCCGUCCCCGUCGCAGGAGCUGUCCGCCUCAGAGGAGCCGGCCACACCUUCAGCCCCGGCGCCCAGCGGAACUGAGCCGCCAGGCUCUGGGGAGGCAUCUGGGGCCCCUGACAUCAGUGGCGACUUCACAGGCAGCGGAGAAGCAUCAGGACACUUUGACUUCAGUGGGCGGCCCUCAGGGGUCAGUGCAAGUGGGCUGCCCUCUGGAGAACUUGACUCCAGUGUUGUCACCUCCACGGUGGGCUCAGGCCUGCCUGUGGGAAGUGGACUGCCCUCAGGGGAGGAAGACAGAAUUGAGUGGUCAAGCACUCCUGAGGUUAGCAGACUGCCCUCUGGAGGUGAGGGCCCAGAGGGUUCUGCCUCUGGAGUAGAGGACCUCAGUGGACUUCCUUCUGGAGAAGUUCUAGAGACUUCUGCCUCUGGAGUAGGGGACCUCAGUGGACUUCCUUCUGGAGAAGUUCUAGAGACGGAAGGAAGCAGAGCUUCUGCAUCUGGAGUAGACAUCAGUGGGCUCCUUCUGGAGAGAAAACUAGAGACUUCUGCUUCUGGAGUAGAGGAUCUCAGCAGACUUCCUUCUGGAGGAGAAGGUCCAAGACUUCCUGGUUCUGAGUGAGGAGACCUCAGUGAUCUUCUGGAGGAGAAGGUCUUAGAGACUGCCUCUGGAGUAGAGGACAUCAGUGGGCUUCCUUCUGGAGAAGAAGGUCUAGAGACAUCUGCCUCUGGAGAGUAGGACAUCAUGGGCUUUCCUUCUGGAGGAGAAGGUCAAGAGACUAUCUGCGCCUUGGAGCUAGGGACCUCAGGGCUCCUUCUGGAAGAGAAGGUCAAAGACUUCGCUUCUUGGGAAAGACCUCAGGUUUCUGGAGCUGAGGACCUCAGUGGGUUCUUCUGGAAAAGAGACUUGGUGGCCUCUGCUUCUGGAGCCUUGGACUUAGGCGAAGUGCCUUCUGGAACUCCAGAAAGUGGACAAACUCCAGAACAAGUGGCCUUCCCUCUGGGUUUAGUGGUUGAGUAUUCUGGAGUAGAUGUUGGAAGUGGUCCAUCUUCUGGCCUGCCUGACUUUAGUGGACUUCCAUCUGGAUUCCCAACUGUCUCCCUAGUGGAUACCACAUUGGUGGAAGUGGUGACAGCCAGUACUGCUACUGAACUGGAAGAGGGAACCGUCGGCAUCAGUGGUGCAGGGAUAUCUGGCCUGCCCUUCGGUGAGUUGGACAGUAGUGUGGGAGCUAGUGGACUCCCUUCAGGAGCUGAACUCAGUGGCCAAACAUCUGGGGCUCCUGACAUCAGUGGGGAGACAUCUGGAAUUUUUGAGGUGAGUGGACAGCCAUCAGGGUUUCCUGAUACCAGUGGGGGAACAUCUGGAAUUUUUGAGGUGAGUGGACAGCCAUCAGGGUUUCCUGACACCAGUGGAGAAACAUCUGGAGUGCCUGAGCUUAGCGGACUGUCCUCUGGACAACCAGGUGUCAGUGGAGAAGCUUCUGGAGUUCUUUAUGGCAGUGGACAACCAUUUGGCAUAACCGACCUGAGUGGAGAAACAUCCGGGGUCCCUGACCUCAGUGGGCAGCCAUCAGGGUUGCCAGAGUUCAGUGGGACAACACCUGGAAUCCCUGACCUGGUCUCUGGUGCCACGAGUGGCAGUGGUGAAUCUUCUGGCAUUACAUUUGUGGACACCAGUUUGGUUGAAGUGACCCCUACUACAUUUAAAGAAGAAGAAGGCUUAGGGUCUGUGGAAGUCAGUGGCCUCCCAUCUGGAGAGGCAGAUCUGUCAGGCACAUCUGGGAUAGUGGAUGUCAGUGGACAGUCUUCUGGAACAAUCGAUUCCAGUGGAUUUACAACACAGGCUCCAGAAUUCAGUGGCCUGCCAAGUGGCGUAGCUGAAGUCAGUGGAGAGUCCUCUGGAGCUGAGACUGGGAGCAGCCUGCCCUCGGGAGCGUACGACAGCAGUGGACUUCCGUCAGGCUUCCCCACCGUCUCUCUUGUAGACAGAACUUUGGUGGAAUCUGUAACCCAGGCUCCAACAACCCAAGAAGCAGGAGAAGGGCCUUCGGGCAUUUUGGAACUUAGUGGUGCCCAUUCUGGAGCACCAGACAUGUCUGGGGGACAUUCUGGAGAGCCCAGUGGAGAAGCAUCAGGUACCCCAUAUUUCAGUGGGGACUUCGCCAGCACCACCGAGGUAAGUGCAGAAUCCUCUGCAGCCACGGACGCCAGUGGAGAGGCCUCUGGACUUCCAGAAGUUACUUUAUUCACUGCUGAGUUCGUGGAGGGUGUUACUGAACCAACUGUUUCUCAGGAACUUGGCCAAAGACCCCCUGUGACAUACACACCCCAGGUUUUUGAGUCCAGUGGGGAAGCCUCUGCGUCUGGGGACAUGAGUGGAGUUGCACCAGAGCUCCCUGGGUCUGGGCCAGACGCGGCAUCAGUCCCAGAAUCCAGCAGUGAGACAUCUGCCCAUCCUGAGCCCGGGGUGGGGGCGUCUCCUGCCCCCGAGGCCAGCGGAGAGGCUUCCGGGUCCCCGGAUGUGAGCGGGACGACCUCUGCACUCCACGGAGCUGAUCUCGAGAGAGCCUCGGGCCUGGGGGUGACCGGCAGCACUUUGACUUUUCAGGAAGGCCCCGGCGAGGGGUCUGCUGUCCCGGAAGUGAGUGGAGAAUCGACCAGCACCUACUACUCGGGCACAGAGACAUCGGGCUCGCCUUCGGCCACUCCCGUGGCUUCUGGAGACAGGACUGAAAUAAGCGGAGACCUGUCUGGUCACGCCUCGGGGCCGGAUGUUGUCCUCGGCACCAGCGUCCCAGAGUCCGAGUGGACCCAGCAGACCCGGCGCCCUGCAGAGGCGCAUCUGGAAAUCGAGUCCUCAAGCCCCCUGUACUCAGGAGAAGAGACCCAAACAGCCCAGACAGCCACCUUCCCAACAGACGCUUCCGUCCCAACUUCUCCAGAAGGGACAGGUGACUCAGAGCCCACCGUCACAGACAUUGAUGAGUGCCUCUCAAGCCCUUGUCUGAAUGGAGCCACCUGCGUGGAUGCCAUCGACUCUUUCACAUGCUUAUGCCUUCCCAGCUACGGAGGGGACCUGUGUGAGAUCGACCAGGAGGUUUGCGAGGAGGGCUGGACCAAGUUCCAGGGCAACUGCUACCGCCACUUCCCCGACCGCGAGACCUGGGUGGACGCCGAGGGCCGGUGUCGGGAGCAUCAGUCACACCUGAGCAGCAUCGUCACCCCAGAGGAGCAGGAGUUUGUCAACAACAAUGCCCAAGACUACCAGUGGAUCGGCCUGAAUGACAGGACCAUCGAAGGCGACUUCCGCUGGUCAGACGGACACUCCUUGCAAUUUGAGAACUGGCGCCCCAACCAGCCCGACAACUUCUUUGCCACCGGAGAGGACUGCGUGGUGAUGAUCUGGCACGAGAAGGGCGAGUGGAACGAUGUUCCCUGCAAUUACCACCUGCCCUUCACUUGUAAAAAGGGCACAGUGGCCUGUGGAGACCCCCCGGUGGUGGAGCACGCCAGGACCUUUGGGCAGAGGAAGGACCGCUACGAGAUCAACUCGCUGGUGCGGUACCAGUGCGCCGAGGGCUUCGUCCAGCGCCACGUGCCCACCAUCCGCUGCCAGCCCGACGGGCACUGGGAGGAGCCUCGGAUCACCUGCACGGACCCCGCCACCUACAAGCGCCGGCUACAGAAGCGGAGCUCUCGGCCCCCGCGGAGGAGCCGCCCCAGCACGGCCCACUGAGAGGAGCCUGCAGCACGCGCCAAGGACGCUGAGCCCAGGAGCCUGCCAGGCUGACAGCGCGCCCCUCCCAGACGGUGUCCUCUUCUUGUCACUUUCUGUCAUAUAAGGAAUCCCAUUAAAGAAGGAAAAAAAAAAAUCCUACAUUGUGUAUGCACCCACUGACCCCGCCCCAAAUCACCAAAACUGCAUCCAAUUUGUCCCCUAAAUGCCAAAGCAAAGCAAAUUGAUUGUAACCCGCGGACUGAGUUUAGAGACAUUUCUUCAAUCUCCCGUUGUGCCUUUCCAGGGACCAGUGCAGGGACAGGGAAGAAGGGGAGGGUUAAGUUAAAUAAAGAAGAUUAUUUUUGUUUCCUGACUUUA